This is a messenger RNA of Brassica oleracea var. oleracea, 1662 nucleotides long. RefSeq lists its product as uncharacterized. The coding region runs from base 1 to 1662 and encodes 553 amino acids. Lineage: Eukaryota; Viridiplantae; Streptophyta; Magnoliopsida; Brassicales; Brassicaceae. The record is from RefSeq and is a predicted model, not a curated record. The transcript has 4 exons.
AUGGCGGCUGACCUAGGCGAUGGCGAAGGCGACAAGAACGGCGACUCUCCCCUGUCUGAGACGACGGACCAAGGCGUGGUGGUUUCGACUGCGGAGAAACCCCCUCUCCCCGGAUCGGGAUCUCCUUGGCAGAAAACACCAGUGGGGGAACCGCUUCCUCCCUCCGAAGCUGUUGACGACGUAGUCUCGAUUCAGAUACCCGACGAGAUUCUUGUAGAACCUAACCCACUAUGGAGGUGCUACGUGGUUGGUUACUUCAUUGGAGACACACCCCAUGUUGGUUCCAUCCAUACUACAGUGAAUCGGAUCUGGUCUUCUCCGAAGAUGGGAAGCAAAAUCGACGUGCAGUUUCUUGAUAAGACAACAGUCUUGUUCCGGAUUGAGAACCCUCAGAUGCGUGCAAGAGUGACUCAGAGGCGUUAUUGGCAUAUUGCAGACAUCCCAUUGGUGGUUAACGAGUGGUCUCCAGAAACUGCUCUUGAUCCCCCGGACCUCUCUGCCAUGCCGAUUUGGAUUGAUCUUAAGGGUGUACCGAGUCUUUUGUUCUCUCAUAAGGCUCUGAAAUGUUUAAGUCGAGCAGCAGGAAAUUUUGUUAAGUUACAUCCGCACACAAAGAAGUGUACCAGGUUGGAUGCAGCUCGUGUUCUCGUAGAGGUGGAUCUUAAUAAACCUCUGGUGGAGAAAAUCAGCUGUCUGGACCGAGAUGGAAGGACGGUGAUGAUUGAGGUCUUAUAUCCCUGGUUGCCACCUAAGUGUAACAUCUGUAAUGGAUGGGGUCAUUUAGUCUCUAACUGCCAAUCAAAGAAGAUCUCAGUGAUGCAGAAGGGUAAGGAGGUUGCGGUAGAUAAGGGGGAUUCAGAUGUGGUUAUAAAUGGUGAUGGUUCAGAAGCGUUUGAGGUUGGGGAUGCAUCGACUUCAGUAAGUUCUGAGCAGAGGAAGGAAGAGUGGGCUUUGGUGGGUAGAUCUGACAUUGUUGAGAAGAGGAGUUCAGUUGGAGAGGACCAGGAGAGUGAUGUUGUAGUCUCUCCUUCGAAGUUCAGCGUACUAGCUCUAGAAAGGCAGGAGGAGGAAAAUAAUGAUGAGAUGGAAGAGGAUGUUAGUGCUGAGAAGGGGGAAGAUGAAAAUGUAGGCUUGGAUAUUGAAGAGGGUGAACUGGUUGCAAAAUAUGUAGCUUUGAAGGCAAAAGACUCAACUAAGACCGCUCGGUUCCGUACUGGUACAAGUUUUAAGUUGAGUAAGCAGAUCCCAGCUCGUGCUAAGGACCUUAAGGGUAAGAAUCAGACCAACACAAGAAAGACUUGUUCUUCAUCUGGAAUAUGUGGGGGUUCAACUCGCCGCGCAAACACAGAGAGCUUCGUAGAUAGGGUACAACAAGGUAAUUGUGCUGAUUCUUUGGAAGCGGCUUUACUUGGUUGGACAGCUAUGUCAAACUAUGAAUUCAAUCCUUUAGGGCGCGUCUGGUUUUGCUGGUCUGACAAGGUUGUGGUCACUAAGCUUCAUAGUAGUGCACAGGGGAUGCUUAACAAGUUCAAGCAGAUAGGAAUGACGCAGUUUCAGGAGGCUGUAGGGGACUGCAUUCUAACUGAUCUUACGCAUUCAGGAGUGAUAUUUACAUUGUGGAAUAAUCAGGAAGCAGGCCCUAUUGGCAAGAAACUGGAUUGA